GAGAAAAUUACAGACGCCUAAUUCAUAAUUUUUUUUUGUAUUUAGAAGUUUUGUUAUUAAAAUCAAAAGAUGCCGGAGUACAUGAUAUGCAGGAUAUGUUUAACGGAGGACCUGAACGUGGAUAGCAUGACGCCACUGUACGAUGAGCAUGACGUUCAAUGUCCAUUGGUCAGGAAAAUUGAGGAAAUCGGCAGCAUCAAGUUGCCACCACUGGAGGAUAUGCCAAGCCUGCUCUGCUGCAGCUGUGUUGGCCAUCUAAACAGCGCUUAUAAGUUUCGUGAAAUGUGCCAGGAGAGCGAGCGUACCUUUGCCAACAGCGUUGUCAAGGUACAGGCUGAAUUAAAACUGGAACCCAAUGAUGAUUCUUCGCAAAUGGAAAGUGAUACUGUUGAGUAUAUUUACGAAGCGGCCAGCAAUGAGUUUAUCGAUCCGGAUGAGGAGAUUGAAUUCGAUGCCAUGCUAGAAGAGCGGCUAGAAGAAACUAUUGAAGAGACAGCAGAAGAAACAGCAUAUGACGAUUUUGAAGAGGCGGAGGAAAUGGAUGAAGAGGAAUUACUGAUUGGCGCUGCCAGCGAUAGUGAUUACGAUCCCAUUGAUCGAAUGCGUAAGCCGAAAGUUCGCAAAGCCAGGCUAACUAAACGCGGACGGGGACGGCCUCGUAAUCCCACGAAUCCCAUCUUAAAACAGGGUGAAAUGAAAAUGAUCAGCCCGACGUCAUCAACUGGUAAAACUGAAGAAUCAUCAACAAACAUUAUGUGUGAAAUAUGUGGCAAUAUUUAUUCAAAGCGUGCUGCGCUUAACAUACACAUGCGUCGCCAUCUGUCUGAGAAGCCAUUUGCCUGCGAAAUUUGUUCCAAGACUUUUGCGGGUCCCUCAGAGCUGAAUCGUCACAUAAGAGUGCAUACGGGCGAGAAGCCUUUUACUUGUAAAUACUGUUCCCGUUCCUUUGCUGACCGCAGCUCAAACAUACGCCAUGAGAGAACACAUACGAACGAACGUCCCUUUACCUGUGCAACCUGUGGCAAGUCCUUCUCCUAUUCGAAUGUGCUUAAAAAUCAUAUGUUAACGCACACGGGCGAAAAACCUUUCUUAUGCUUGCCCUGCAAUAAAACAUUUUCCCGCAAACAUCAGCUGGAACAGCAUAUCGGCACUAUGACACACCAGCAGACAGUGAGAGCACUUGAAAUAAACGAAUCGGGACAACAAACUGAGAUAUAUUAGUCACUUUAAAUAUAAUAAAUGAAUUAUUUUAAUUUAAA
This is a messenger RNA of Drosophila busckii, 1259 nucleotides long. RefSeq names its product transcription factor Ouib. Gene Ontology annotation, cellular component: nucleus. The record is from RefSeq and is a predicted model, not a curated record. The transcript has 6 exons. Bases 70 to 1221 code for a protein of 383 amino acids. Lineage: Eukaryota; Metazoa; Arthropoda; Insecta; Diptera; Drosophilidae. Gene Ontology annotation, molecular function: zinc ion binding; DNA-binding transcription factor activity; RNA polymerase II cis-regulatory region sequence-specific DNA binding. Gene Ontology annotation, biological process: regulation of transcription by RNA polymerase II.